UGUGAAGAGACCUUCCAAACCCGACCGCAACCCGACUUCCAUUCCACUGCAUGUUGAGGCAGCCCGCUCUGGUCACGGUCAUCAUCAACCACUCCGGUACCCAACCGACCAGCGACCAGGGAUACAUUUUCGAACACCUACCUAAGACCCCGAGUGGCCCCCGAAUUUAAAUUACUUCUGUUGUUUUUACAUACCACCUACCUUUACCGGCCGCUGCAACAUGUCUUACGGAUACCCUGGUCAAGGUUACGGACCUGGCUCCGGUUCUGGGUCGGGCCACCAUCAACCCCCUCCCCAACAGUACGGGGGCGGCGGCUACGGGCAGGGCCAAUACGGGCAACCGCCGCCGCAGCAAGGUUACGGUCAAUACCCGCCUCCGCAACAGCAGCACCACCAGCAAUACCAGCAGCACGGGCAGCACCAGCAGCCGGGUUACGGUCACCCUCCCCCUCAGCAUCACCAGCAGCAGCAGCACCACCACCAGCGCCCCCCAGGCCCCCCGCCACAGGGCUAUGAUGCCUACGGCUACCCCAUCGCCCACGGGCCGGGAUACGGAGGCUCCGGUCCAUCCCGCGCCGCCCCGCCCCCGCCCUCGGGCAGCCAGGAGUUCGGCCACGGAGCGCCCCAGGGUUACACGUUCCAGUACUCCAACUGCACGGGUCGUCGCCGCGCCCUGCUGAUCGGCAUCAACUACUUUGGCCAGAACGGCGAGCUGCGCGGGUGCAUCAACGAUGUCAAGAACCUGUCGACCUAUCUGAUGGAGAACCACGGCUACAAGCGCGACGACAUGGUGAUGCUGACCGACGACCAGCAGAACCCGGUCCUACAGCCGACCAAGGAAAACAUCAUCCGCGCCAUGGGGUGGCUGGUGGGCGGUGCGCAGCCCAACGACGCCCUCUUCCUGCACUACUCGGGCCACGGCGGCCAGACCGAGGACCUGACCGGCGACGAGGACGACGGCUACGACGAGGUCAUCUACCCCGUCGACUUCAAGUCCGCCGGCCACAUCGUCGACGACGACAUCCAUGAGAUCGUCGUCAAGCCGCUGCAGCCCGGCGUGCGGCUGACGGCCAUCUUCGACAGCUGCCACUCGGCCUCGGUCAUGGACCUGCCGUACAUGUACAGCACCAAGGGCGUGCUCAAGGAGCCCAACCUCGCCAAGGAAGCCGGCCAGGGCCUGCUCGAAGCCGUCGGCCACUACGCGCGCGGCGACAUGGGCAGCGUCGCGAGCACCGUCUUCGGCCUGGCCAAGACGGCCUUCCGCGGCAACGACGCCUACGAGCAGACCAAGCGCACCAAGACGUCGCCCGCCGACGUGAUCAUGUGGAGCGGCAGCAAGGACGAUCAGACAUCCGCUGACGCGACCGUCGCCUCGCAAGCCACGGGCGCCAUGUCGUGGGCCUUCGUCUCGGCGCUCAAGCAGAACCCGCAGCAGAGCUACGUGCAGCUGCUCAACAGCAUCCGUGACGUGCUCGAGACCAAAUACACCCAGAAGCCGCAGCUGUCGUGCAGCCACCCGCUCGAUACCGAUCUGCUUUUUGUCAUGUGAGAUGGAGUCUCGGAUCGGACUCGACCCGUGGGUUGGGGCGUGGGUUGGGACGUGGGGUUGAGAUCGGUGCAUGUGCC
Molecule: messenger RNA, 1626 nt
Organism: Chaetomium fimeti
Lineage: Eukaryota; Fungi; Ascomycota; Sordariomycetes; Sordariales; Chaetomiaceae
Product: metacaspase-1
Exons: 3
Coding region: 221-1549 (442 amino acids)
Biological process (GO): proteolysis
Molecular function (GO): cysteine-type endopeptidase activity
Source: RefSeq, a predicted model, not a curated record